This is a messenger RNA of Malassezia pachydermatis, 870 nucleotides long. Its product is annotated as succinate dehydrogenase. Lineage: Eukaryota; Fungi; Basidiomycota; Malasseziomycetes; Malasseziales; Malasseziaceae. The transcript has 2 exons. Gene Ontology annotation, biological process: respiratory electron transport chain; tricarboxylic acid cycle; aerobic respiration. The coding region runs from base 1 to 870 and encodes 289 amino acids. The record is from RefSeq and is a predicted model, not a curated record. Gene Ontology annotation, cellular component: mitochondrial membrane. Gene Ontology annotation, molecular function: electron transfer activity; 2 iron, 2 sulfur cluster binding.
AUGAUGGUGUCGCUGCCGAGCACGAUCCGUGUUGCCUCGCGCCUUGCUGCGCCGCGUUCGAUGGCUGCUGCCUUCUCUACCUCUGCCGUCAGUGCUAUGGCUACACCUGCGCAUGAGCGUCCCCCGAAGAUGAAGACGUUCAAAAUCUACCGUUGGGACCCGGAGAACCCGUCAGUGAAGCCCCACAUGCAGAGCUACGAGAUUGAUUUGAACAAGACCGGCCCCAUGGUUCUCGAUGCUCUUCUGAAGAUCAAGAACGAGUUUGACUCGACCCUCGCUUUCCGCCGUUCGUGCCGUGAGGGUAUUUGCGGUAGCUGCGCCAUGAACAUUGAUGGUGUCAACACCCUCGCCUGCUUGUGCCGUAUCGACCGUGACAGCAGCAACAGCAAGAUUUACCCGCUCCCGCACAUGCAUAUUGUGAAGGACCUGAUCCCCGACUUGACGCUGUUCUACAAGCAGUACCGCAGCAUUGAGCCAUACCUGAAGCCUGCUGGUCCUCCUCCGGGUGGUCGCGAGUACCUGCAAAGCCCUGAGGAGCGCCGCCACCUCGACGGUCUGUACGAGUGCAUUCUCUGCGCUUGCUGCUCGACUUCAUGCCCGUCGUACUGGUGGAACCAGGAUGCCUACCUCGGCCCGGCUGUCCUUAUGCAGGCCUACCGCUGGAUGGCUGACUCGCGUGAUGCUCACGGUGAUGAGCGUCGUGCUAAGCUGGAGAACACGUUCUCACUGUACCGCUGCCACACUAUUUUCAACUGCACCCGGACGUGCCCCAAGGGUCUGAACCCGGCCCGUGCGAUCGCUCAGAUCAAGAGGGAUAUGGCUUUCGGUGCUCCGAAGAGCGCCGCGAGUCGCCCUCUGCAGACCCCGUAG